Acanthisitta chloris (rifleman) is the source of this 362-nucleotide messenger RNA. It is a transcript of the gene ARL15, whose product is annotated as ADP-ribosylation factor-like 15. The transcript has 2 exons. NCBI's taxonomy places the organism in Eukaryota, Metazoa, Chordata, Aves, Passeriformes, Acanthisittidae. The record is from RefSeq and is a predicted model, not a curated record. Gene Ontology annotation, molecular function: GTPase activity; GTP binding. The annotation marks the transcript as partial.
GGGCUGACAAUAUCAGGAAAUACUGGAGUCGUUACUACCAAGGAUCCCAAGGGGUAAUAUUUGUAUUAGACAGCGCCUCCUCUGAAGAUGAUCUAGAAACGGCUAGGAAUGAACUGCAUUCUGCUCUCCAGCACCCACAGUUAUGUACUUUGCCGUUUUUAAUACUGGCCAAUCACCAAGACAAGCCAGCAGCUCGCUCCGUACAAGAGAUAAAAAAAUAUUUUGAACUUGAGCCACUUGCACGUGGAAAGCGUUGGAUUCUUAAACCCUGCUCCUUGGAUGAUAUGGAGGCAGUAAAAGACAGCUUCUCCCUUCUAAUAAACUUGCUAGAAGAGAGAGACUUCGAACCUUCAAGAAUGUGA